ACUAAGGCCCUCUGACAUAAAUCUUAAUACCUCACUCUGCUAAUUUAUAUUGCGCCGCCUUGCUUAAGACUAGCAACAAGAUUGAACAAUGCUAAUUUUGGAAUGUCCGCUGAAAUGUGUUUUAACAUCUUCUGCAAUUUGAUCCUAUGUAGCUGGUACUGCUAAAUAUAGAUCAGAAAUUGCUUACUAGUUCAGAUGGUGACAAACUUUUCUGUUUUUUACUUUCAUCAUAGAAGUUUAUCUGACCAGUGCUUGCUUUUGUUUUAAUUUGUCUGCCUUACAACCAAAGCAAAAGAAACCAUUCCAAACAAACAAGUUCUAGUUCUGCAAAAGACAGUAGUAUCUGGUAAGCAAACAUCAUUUGCUUCCAUGUCCUAAGUCUUAACUAGAAACUGCAACUUCCCCCGGCCCUUUGUGCAUCCCUGAUCCACAAGGUAUCUCUGGAAAUCCAUAACACAUCUCAUACUUUCAAGUUAUGUUGUGUGUACUGGAUUUGUUGCUGAGACUUAUUUAGAUUUUAGUCGGUAUGCAUUGGAGGGUUGCAGCUCAUUUAAGGAAAACAUGUCAUCAGAUUCAAGGGCUUCAAGUUCUGAUAACAUGGCAGAAACUUCAUCUUCCGAGGCCAAGGCCACAGUGACUGCUGGUGAAGUGAAGCAGUUGCUUGACAGAAGAAUUAAAGCUCUUGAAGAAGAAACAGGAUUCUCAGAACAGGCAGUCCUGGACAGCCUGGAAGAAAGAAAGCAGUUGAUAGAUGAGAUAUACACGCGCUUGCAGUUCAUUCGUUGCUCUCUUUCCCUAGAAGAUCAAGAAACAGAACAACAGUCAAGCCAAGGACCCUUAAUUAACCCCGGCAGCAAGCUUAAACAGAAGGGAAGAACGAGGACCGGUCUAUCACAAAUUCUGGAUCAAGAACUGAACCAGACGCAGCUUAUUGCUAGAGAUGUAAAAGUGAACACCAAGGCAUUCCAUAAUCAUUAUGAACUUUUUCAUGAUUCCUACAGGAAGAUGAUGGCUCAGCAUUGAGAAACAACCCUCUUGGGUGGACCUGAUAGUAUUUAUUUCGCAAGCUAGAUUUGCAUAAAUAUUCUGUCUAGUUCUCUGGCAAAAAUAAUAUCUACAUAGUAUAUUUCACCCUACCAAAAUAUGGUUUCUACCAAGACUCCAAGAUGCCUUCUUUUAAACCAUGUUUCUUGUUUCCGGUGGGAUGUUUGGAUUGGCUUUCUAUAGUGUUCAGUAACAAUCCUAGUAUAAUUUUUGCAAUGAAGAUAAAAUUAAUAAAGUUAAAAAUAAAUAAUAAUAAUCACACUCGCCUGGCGGUUAUCAUCCUUCUCUCGAUAAAAAGAGGUGUCGGUUUGAUUCCCCUUUCUAAUAAUAAAAUGUUGGUGAUAAUUUGGAUCUCCUUUCAAUAAUAAAUAUUGAUAAAAGGGUGUUCGAUGUUUUCUAAAUUUGUAUAAUUAAUUAAAUAAUUAAUCUGAAAGAUUAUUAUAUUUCCUGAUUUUCGAGAAAAAAUAUGUUAUGAUUAAUCAAAAUUUUAAAAAUCUGAUCGGAAAAGAGAUUACGGUGAUUAAACUCAAAAAGACUGCUACCAACAACCAAAUCCCCAGACACCCUCAACUCUGAGGCCUGGAAAACAUGAUGAAAGCUUGUCCCAAACACUCAAUCUUGACCCACCAAGCCCUCAUGCCAUCACUCUCAUUCUCCCCAUCACGACUUAUCCAAUUCCAUUCCAAACCCUUGAAUUGCAGAACCCUAAAUUCAAGCUCCCUCGACAACCCCUCAAAUCCCACAGAAGUAGAAGUGAAACUGAGGCUCCCAAACUCCCACUCCCACCAAACCCUCACAACCCUCCUUUCCCAAUUCCACACCCAAACCCAUCUCCAAGAAAACAUCUUUUUUGAUGGGCUCAACUCAGAACUCACCUCAAGCCUCUCUGUCCUCCGUCUCAGAUUCUACAAUCAAGAUUCCAAAUGUGUUAUCUCUUUGAAAUCUAAGCCCAGAAUCUCUUCUGGGAUUAGUCGGGUUUUCGAGGAUGAAGAGCCUAUUGAUUCUUCCAUUGGAAGGUCGUGUGUGGCUGAGCCUGGGAGGCUGUUGUUGAUUGAUGAAUUGAGGAUUGUGAAGAGGGUCAGGGAGGAAUUUGGGGUUGAGGGGCUGGUUUGUUUGGGUGGGUUUAAGAAUGUGAGAAGGGUUUAUGAUUGGAAUGGGUUGAAAUUGGAGGUUGAUGAAACAAUGUAUGAUUUUGGGACUUGUUAUGAAGUGGAGUGUGAGAGUGUGGAGCCUGAAAAAGCUAAGAAGUUGAUGGAGGAGUUGUUGAGGAGGAAUGGGAUUGAGUAUUGUUAUUCCCAGGUUUCGAAGUUUGCAACUUUUGUUUCAAGAAAGCUUCCCAAGUAGUCUUGUGUAGGUAGGAAGUAUGGUGAUUUAUAGAUAAUGAAUGAAUGUUUGUUGAGAGGAUUUGGUUUAUGAUUAAAUCUUUGAAAGCUUGCAUUUUUCGUGUUUUGUAGUGUUGAAAUUACUGUAAAGUUAUGUGGUUAUGGAUCUGUGUAAUAAAGAAAUGAUGGUUUAAAGGA
Molecule: messenger RNA, 2564 nt
Organism: Daucus carota subsp. sativus
Lineage: Eukaryota; Viridiplantae; Streptophyta; Magnoliopsida; Apiales; Apiaceae
Exons: 2
Coding region: 562-1023 (153 amino acids)
Source: RefSeq, a predicted model, not a curated record